CCGGCGGCGGCGGCGGCGGCGGCGGAGGAGGAGGAGGAGGAGGCUGAGGCUGAGGCAGCGGCAACCCCUGGAGGAGCAGGAGCAGCCGCAGCCGGAGGAGCAGCCCCGGCAGCCCCAGCCCCCGCCGCAGCAGCAGCAGCGGCAGCAGCUGGGGGAAGAGGAAGAGAAGGAGGAGGAGGAGGAGGAGGGAAGGAAGAUGGCGGCGGUGGAGCUGGAGUGGAUCCCAGAGACGCUCUACAACACCGCCAUCUCUGCCGUGGUGGACAACUACAGCCGCUCUCGCCGCGACAUCCGCUCCCUGCCCGAGAACAUCCAGUUCGAUGUCUACUACAAGCUUUACCAACAAGGCCGUUUAUGUCAGCUGGGUAGCGAAUUUUGUGAAUUAGAAGUUUUUGCUAAAGUGUUGAGAGCUUUAGACAAAAGACAUUUGCUUCAUCACUGUUUCCAGGCUUUGAUGGAUCAUGGUGUGAAAGUUGCUUCUGUCUUGGCCUACUCAUUCAGUAGACGGUGCUCUUAUAUAGCAGAGUCAGAUGCUACAGUGAAAGAAAAAGCAAUCCAGAUUGGCUUUGUUUUAGGUGGCUUUCUCUCAGAUGCAGGUUGGUACAGUGAUGCAGAGAAAGUUUUCCUGUCCUGCCUUCAGUUGUGUACUCUACAUGAUGAGAUGCUUCAUUGGUUUCGUGCAGUAGAAUGUUGUGUGAGGUUGCUUCAUGUUCGGAAUGGAAACUGUAAAUAUCAUUUGGGUGAAGAAACAUUCAAAUUAGCUCAAUCUUAUAUGGACAAGCUCGCAAAACAUGGCCAGCAGGCAAACAAAGCUGCUCUUUAUGGAGAAUUGUGUGCUUUACUCUUUGCAAAAAGUCAUUAUGAUGAGGCUUACAAAUGGUGCAUAGAAGCUAUGAAAGAAAUCACAGUUGGUUUGCCAGUCAAAGUAGUGGUGGAUGUUUUACGGCAAGCUUCAAAGGCUUGUGUAGUAAAGCGUGAAUUUAAGAAGGCAGAACAGUUAAUAAAACAUGCAGUGUACUUAGCACGGGAACAUUUUGGAGCCAAACACCCAAAAUAUUCAGAUACACUGCUAGAUUAUGGAUUUUACUUACUCAAUGUAGAUAAUAUCUGCCAGUCUGUUGCAAUUUAUCAGACAGCCCUUGAUAUUCGACAGUCAGUAUUUGGAGGAAAGAAUAUACAUGUAGCCACAGCGCAUGAAGACUUGGCUUAUUCUUCUUAUGUUCACCAAUAUAGUUCUGGAAAAUUUGACAAUGCACUAUUCCAUGCAGAAAGAGCAAUUGGAAUCAUCAAUCAUAUACUUCCAGAAGACCAUCUUCUUUUGGCUUCCUCAAAGAGAGUGAAAGCACUUAUUUUGGAAGAGAUUGCAAUUGACUGUCAUAAUAAGGAAACUGAGCAGAGGCUGCUUCAAGAAGCUCAUGAUUUGCAUCUGUCUUCACUCCAGCUGGCUAAAAAAGCUUUUGGGGAGUUUAAUGUUCAGACUGCAAAACACUAUGGCAACCUUGGAAGACUCUAUCAGUCUAUGAGAAAAUUUAAGGAAGCAGAAGAAAUGCACAUCAAGGCAAUUCAGAUUAAAGAACAACUUCUUGGUCAAGAAGAUUAUGAAGUAGCCCUUUCAGUGGGACAUCUGGCUUCUUUGUAUAACUAUGACAUGAAUCAAUAUGAAAAUGCAGAGAAACUUUAUUUGAGAUCAAUAGCAAUUGGGAAGAAACUUUUUGGUGAAGGCUAUAGUGGACUAGAGUAUGAUUAUCGAGGCCUCAUUAAACUUUAUAAUUCAAUUGGCAAUUAUGAGAAAGUAUUUGAGUACCACAAUAUUCUUGCCAAUUGGAAUCGGUUGCGGGAUCGUCAAUUUUCAGUGACAGACGCUCUGGAAGAUGUAAACACCAGCCCGCAGUCCACUGAAGAAGUGGUUCAAUCUUUCUUGAUGUCUCAGAAUAUUGAAGGACAGAGCUGCUGAGGGUGAACCUCAAUUAACCAAUUUACCUUCUCCCAGAUUCCAGGGGAAUUCAUACUGUGAAAUCAAAACCAUGUAGUUUUCUGGGGCUGGAAUUUGCGUUGAAACACUGGUCCAGUCCAUUGAAGGCCCUGUUUGGGUAACCCCUGUCUCACAGAGUACCCGUAGGAAUAAGCGCGUAUUCAAUUUCUUAUCAGCAUGUACAGCAUGUGUAGUAGUCUGGCUCACAUUUUCAACCUAGUAGAACAAACACCAGAAGAUCCUAUUUUUUUCUUUUUCAAAGGAAGUCAUUUUGCAGAGAGCCUGCAAGAAAAACCCUAAAUAAAACUAUUUAAGAGUUUAAAAGAGUUGCAUUCUUAUUAUGAAAGGAUGAUUUUAACAACUGUUUUUAACAAAUAAUUCUUCCAUGUGGAGGUAUUCAAUACUGUAUUGUAAAAAGAUUUUAUGGAAAACAGUCUUUAUAUGCAAUAUAGAAAAGUUAAUCACAAAUACUAAUGAAAGAGGGAUGUCCUGACGUAGGUUUGGCUGCCUUACCAAGGGAAUAGAGAAGAACCACUCCAGAAACAUGUUGUGAACCACACUAUGUUGCAAGGGAAGGACUGUUAAACCAUCUGAACUGGACCAGUGUUGAUCUGUAAGUAAUAGAAGAUCUGAUAGACCAAUGAUCUUAUUUUUAUUUUUUUGUUUUGCUUGGUUUUGGUUUGUUUUAGUUUUUUUUUUUUUGGUACAGCAAAAGCAAGAAGUUCUAAUAGUAUUUCAUGACAGGACCAGGAAGGAUCUAAGAGGACCAGUCUUUAUAACUAAAGGUUAUUUGGACCAGUGGCUUUAAUUUAAUAUUUCUGCCCCUGCAUAUAUACUUUACCAGUAGUGUGAUUUCAUUUAGAUGUAUGAUGAUCAACGAUAUGCAAAAAUUAUGUAAUAGAUUUUUUAAAAUACUAGGAAUGAAAGUUGGCAGUGGCAUGUCUUUAGUAAAGGUACACAAAUGUUGAUGCCAUAAGCAACCCUAGAAAUGCUUUAAUAUCUGCUACAGCCACUCCUUUCCCUAUUACCGCAUUUUAAAUAAGCUUACCAGUAAUUGAGGCAGUAAAAUGUAUACUGGCAAAUAACUUUGUGAAAAAAUCUAGUUCUGUGUAUGGGGACUUCUUAUUGUACAUUUUGCAGCAGAAGGGGUCAUUGAAGAGAGGGAGGAAUGCCCCAAAAGCACAAUAAGUCUUUUAGUGAUGUUUCAUUUCUAAGGUGAAUAUUAUACAAUCAGAAACAUUUUUUGCUGGAAAGGCAUCAAUUAAAUAUAAAACUCCCCUAAUACUUUAUGCUUGUUUCACUAGCUUGUCUUAAUUUUUGUUUGUUGGAUUUUAGGAGUAUUUUUUUUUACUAAACCAGUCAGGUUAUUUAAUAUUGAGGUAAUAUACAAAUUUGAGAAUGGUUAUGUCAUGUAGCAAUUAAGAAACAAAAAGAUCUUUUACUAUUACCUCAAUUCUUAUUAUAGUGGCACAAACUAUGCCUCUAUAGUUAAGGGUCUGGGUUUUCCCCCCUAUUUUCAGGGGUUUUCAUGAUUUGGCUGUUGAAAUUUUGCUCCUAGCUGAAGCUUGGAGUGAUGUGUGUGUAUGAGUGAUUGUGUUUUUGUUUUAACAUUAAGAGUGGGAUGGAACUCUACUUAAAGAUCUCCCAAGUUGAGUGCAAAAAAGAAAAUUUCAAUUAAUGAUUUCAGACACUUUAAAUUACUCAGCAAAGUUUUUUUUAAGUUACUAUUUUUCAGUCUGUUAGUUUUGCAAGGGGAUGGGGAAGAGGAAUGUAGGAAAGAUUCCUAAUAAAUAGGAUAUUAAUUAGUAUUAAUAUAAAAAUUUGGGCUUACUAAUUGCAGAGGUGUCUUAAUUUUUUUUAAAUUAUGGAUUGAUUGCAUUGGCAUAUCAGCAAAACAAUGUAGAACUGGUUCUAGUCAUGCAAUCUGAUGUCAAAAGCCAGCUUUUUAAUUACUAGUAGUCUGUGUGCUGAAGGGCUAUAGUCUUUCCAAGCUGUUCAGAGCUAUCCUAAUAAAUAAUAGUAACUUAAAUUACUCCAAAGAUAAUUUACAGGAUAGACUAAUACUUGGUAUAAUCUGUAAGGAGUCAUUUGUUGUAAUUGAAGCAUAGGAAUGACUAGUGUAAAUUGUUUUUCAACAUGGUGUUCCCAUGCUUUAAUAUGAAGUUUUCAAAUUAACCAAAUGGGGGAAGGGGGGGGUUGGGAAUGGUUGGAGAGAGGGUUACAUUCACACACAGCCUCAAAGAAUUAAAUCAAGCAUACGACAGUUCCUUAGAAUUCCCUGUCAGUUCCUGAAUUUAACUUAUCCUGUUAUAAAACACUCAACCUAUCCAUGGUGAUGUUUCAGGCUACAGUGCCCAAAUGCCACCUUCUUUCAGAACAAUAUCAGUAUUUUGGGGGUUUUUCCUUUCUCCUCAAAGGAUAUAAAACUGAGCUCUUAACAUCAUUUUGAUGUAGGUUUACAUGAACUCAUUUCCCUUAAUGAUUUAAUACAAACUUUCCCAUUUUCAGAGAAAAAGUGAAAAGAAAGAGGGACUUGUCAGUUUAUUUUAUUAAUUUCUUGAUUAAUAAGGAAUAAUUCCCUGGUAAGUGUAAGAUUUCACCUUUAAUGGGGGAGCAUUUUGUAAUCAAAAGAGAUAAAUAUGACCAUAAUCCUCAAUGAAAUGAAUUAAACUGUCUGUCAUGCUUACUUAUUGCUUGGAAAACAUUUUACUUUUGUGAAUUCUCUAAGGAUUAUAUUGUGUUCAAAGCUUUAGAAUUUGGGAGGAGGUUCAUAUUCAUGAAUGAAUCUUGUUCUUACCUUUCCCCUAAUUUCAUUCCUUCUCUUCCCUAGUCAUCCAUCUAAGGUUUAGCACUCCUGGAGCUGAGUGUGUUGAUAAGCACUCAUUUAACACUAUCCUACCCCAUACAGCCCUGCAUUAAGAUUAGGGGUUCAUAUAUGUUUUCUUAAACUGUAGGCUGUUGUGGUCCCCCAAGCUGUCCCUGCUUAGAGCAUUUUUACCACCUUUUACCAACAAAUCUCUGACGCUGCUUUGUAGAAGGACACUCACUACUGUUUGUAGCUAGAUACCUGUUGUUUAAACUUAUUGCACACAAGGGGGCUUUUUUAAUUGAGGGGAGAGGACUGGGAUUUGCAAAGUUUUUGUUGGGCCUAACUUGUUAGGAAAACUUGGUUGUUUUUUGUGUUCUAAAAUGAUUCCCUCAGAUGAUGAAUUGUGCUACUUAUUUAGUACCUAGCCCAUGUGCAGGCAAAGUAUAAGGCAGAAAACACAGGCCUAAGACAUAAUUCAAGUUGCUGGCAUAAACUUUAUUUGAAAUAAGGAUUCACUGAAUAGCAAAGUAUAUGAACUACUUUUUGGUCAUAAAUUCCUAUAUUUUGUUGCCUGUGCUGCCUACCAAUUACAAUUUAUGGCAAAACUUUUAUCCAGAAUAAAAUGCUUACUGCUAAGUCAAGAUUUCCAUUUGGGGUUUUAUUUUCUUGGCCUAAAAAUGAUUAGACAUUUAAACUUUAGGCUUUGGGGAAAUGCAAUUCUUAUACAGACACACACAUGUUUGGGGGAAAAAAUACUUGAAAUCUAGAUUAAUCACCACAUUAAAGAGCUCUAGGUAUACUUUUGUCCCCAAAUCUCAGGAAAGUUUUAGGCAAUGAAAUCAGUCCCUAUGGGUGAUUUUAAAGGAGUGUGCUUUAGGUUUUUGUUUUUAACAAUACUGUACUUAAAUUGCAAUCUUAGGUAUCUAUAGCAUGAGUGGCCUUAGUGAGUUUGUUGAAGUGCACAUUUUUUUCAAAGGUAAAUUUUAAGAUAAAAAAAACAUAUAAAUAUAUAUAUAUAUAUAUACUAUAUAUAUAGAUAUCUAGAAAACUUGGUUUGUGGUGCACAAGUUAAGUGUUGGAUCACUAAAUAACUGUUGCAGGUACCAUUUGUGUAACAUUUUUCAUUUAUGUACAUUCCUUUGAUGGGAAGCUAUGUUGCCAUGGUAACUAAAACUUUACAGUUUAGUUCUACUCUUAUGGUGUGAAUGAAUGCUACAUUUAUUAAAUAUUACCAGGUUCAGUACUAUUUUUAUACUUUAUUGCUACAGGGGAUUUUAAUUUAAUGGGAUUCUUUUAAAAAAUAAAAGUAGUUGCUUGACUAUUAAAAGCAGCUUACUAAAAAUACCUUAUGUGAGAAUCCCCAUUAAUAGUGCCACAGUAAUUUAUAUAGAUAUUCCUAGGUCAUUAAUAGAUUUUGAAGACAAUUCUUUGUUGUGUCAAGAAUAAUCUUUCGUAUCAUACUUCGCACAGACUUGUAGUGCCCAACAUUAUUUGUAACCAUCAAACCAUAUUGAGUAUGUUUGUAACCAGCAUUGUGAUAUUCUGUAAUUGUAUUGCUAAAAAUGAAUUAUUGACCUAAUAAAUAGAGUGUUCCUGCA
Messenger RNA from Monodelphis domestica (gray short-tailed opossum), 6379 nucleotides. It is a transcript of the gene APPBP2, whose product is annotated as amyloid beta precursor protein binding protein 2. Gene Ontology annotation, molecular function: protein binding; ubiquitin-like ligase-substrate adaptor activity. The record is from RefSeq and is a predicted model, not a curated record. NCBI's taxonomy places the organism in Eukaryota, Metazoa, Chordata, Mammalia, Didelphimorphia, Didelphidae. Gene Ontology annotation, cellular component: Cul2-RING ubiquitin ligase complex. Gene Ontology annotation, biological process: proteasome-mediated ubiquitin-dependent protein catabolic process; intracellular protein transport.